GCACGGGUUGGAGGAACGGGAGGGCGGGCGCCCCGGCAUGUUUGCAGGCUCCAUGCUCCGUACCCAGGUAGCCUAGCUAUAUGACUGGCUGGACUCCCCGAAACGCCAUUGUGUGGUGGGCGUGGCCCGCAGGGGGGCUGGGGCCGCGCAGGCGCCUAGUGCUUUUUCUUCACCCCAGACGCCUCCCACCCUCCCCCUAGGAGGCGGGGCUCAGGCCGCAGUUGGGGCGGCGCAGGCGCGGUGAGGCACGCCUCUAUCCCAGGCCCCGCCUCCCUUUUCCGGGAGGGCGGGGCUCGAGCGGGGGCCUGGCCGGCGGCGAGUCCAGCGGUUGCGGGCCACCGGGCUGUCCGGGACUUCCUCCUUAGGAAGCAGCUCGGCCGAGGCAGGCAGGCAGGCGGGCAGGCGGGCGUGCCCCACGUCCCUUCUUGCAGCCCUGACCAUGCCCCAGGCCGGCAGCACCUCCUCUCCCGGAGCCAUCCCCGAUGAAGUGCGGAGUCUGCUGGCAGAUCUUGAGACAUUUGUAGCAGAAACACUCAAAGGGGAAAAUUUAUCCAAGAAAUCAAAGGAAAAGAGAGAAUCCCUUAUUAAGAAGAUAAAAGAUGUAAAGUCUGCCUAUCCUCAAGAAUUCCAAGACAAAGUUGAUGGAGAAGAUGGAGAAGAAUAUGAUGAUCCUUUCCCGGGGCCUCCAGAUACUCUCUCCCAAACAUCUGACCGCUGUGAAAAAGACGAUGAGGCAGCCUCUGAUGGAAACCAGUUCCCUCCAAUUGCAGCACAGGACCUUCCAUUUGUUCUGAAGGCCGGCUACCUUGAGAAACGGAGAAAAGAUCAUAGCUUCCUGGGAUUUGAAUGGCAGAAGCGUUGGUGUGCUCUGAGCAAAACGGUUUUCUAUUAUUAUGGAAGUGACAAAGACAAACAACAGAAAGGUGAAUUUGCUGUAGAUGGAUACAAUGUCAAAAUGAAUAAUACCCUGAGGAAGGAUGCAAAGAAGGAUUGCUGUUUUGAAAUCUCUGCUCCUGAUAAACGCAUCUAUCAGUUCACAGCGGCCACUCCCCGAGAUGCUGAGGAAUGGGUUCACCAGCUGAAAUUUGUAUUACAAGACCUGGAAUCUGAUGUCAUUCCUGAGGAUGACGAUGAGAGAAGAGAAUUAUAUGAUGAUGUCGAUUCCGCGCCCACAACCACAAGUCCCCCAGCAAAUGGCCAGCUGAGCUAUGACGAAAUUUACGAAGUACUUCCAGAAGAUGAAGAGGAUGAUGCUUAUAAGAAAACGGAGGAGGCCAGGCCGAAGGCUCCUGAGGCCACGCCCGCUGCAGAUAAAAGCACCGAUUAUGCUAAUUUUUACCAAGGCCUGUGGGACUGCACAGGGACUGUUCCCGACGAGUUGUCAUUUAAACGGGGUGACGUUAUCUACAUUCUCAGCAAGGACUACAAUAGAUUUGGCUGGUGGGUAGGAGAAAUGAAGGGAACCAUUGGCUUGGUGCCUACAGCCUACAUAAUGGAGAUGUAUGAUAUUUGAGAGUCCUGGCAAAUUCUAACAUUUAGAAGCGAAGAAAGAUGGAGCUUUCCGAGACGCCGUGGAUUUAGCGCGAUCCUCUGAGCUUUGAAUGAUGGCUUAUCUUCUUCUCCGCAUCUCAAAAAGUCAUCCAUAUCCUCUUUCCAUUCAUUUUUGCCUGUAAUGUUAUAACUCUUCCUUUAACAAUGUUUUAAUGAUCAUAAAUUAGGUGAAAGUUAUGUAGAGCAAUCUGCUACAAGCAGUAAAAUUAUUAUACUUGUUGCUACUUUGCAUGAGAAGCCAUCAGACUUUUUAUUGAUUCAGCUGCUUUGUGUGAAUCCCAUCAUUUGGUUUGGAGGAACCCCUGCACGAUUUCUCACAUGUCAGAUGACUGUUCCUAUCAGGGGUCUUGUGAUACCCAUUACUCAUUAUAAGGGAAGGUUUGUGGCCACAAUUCCACCGAUUCCAUUUAAUCUAUCUUUAAUGAGGAAAGUUUGCAAAUUGGCCCUUGGCACUCAGAAAAUGUCUUAAAACACCGUGGGUGGCUUAUUUUGGUGUUUCACAUAGCAGUGAUUUUUUUUAUCAUCAAAGAAUUUAUGUCUAAUUUGGCAAACAUCAUGUGAAAUGUGACCUCAAGAAGGAAGAAAAGAACAACGGACUGUCAGCAUCCAAGAGGUGUGCCAUUGAAUGAACCACUGAAGCCCUUUGUCGUUAGAAACCAUUUGGGUUGUUGGCAACCAGACUGCGGGGGCAUCGGGGCCGUGGGUUUUACUCCGCUCCAGUCACUGGAGCAUCAUGGGAAAGCGGCUGACUUUGUAUUUAUGAAAGAAGUUUGUUAUCUUAAACUUGGCCUGUGAACUCCGUGCAGAAUGAUGAAAGGCAGAAUUGCUUAGAGAUAGGCAGGACCUUUGGCGUCCAGUCCCAGCACUUUAUAAAUGAGAAAAGGUGAUCGCUGUGGGGCACUCAGUUUCCGGCAGGCAAGCUUUGCGAUGACAGGAGCCUUGCUGGGCGGUAGUGGCCCCGGGCCCACGGGCAGCACGUGCCCUCUGGCAGACAGGCGUCUGAAAUGGCCCCAAAUUCUGAUGCUUUACGGCAGAUUUUGGCUCUUUAUGAGCAAGCCAUUGAGUUAGAUGUGACACCUCCUUGGGCUUCCACUCCUGCACUCCUGGGGAGCUGUGGGCAUGAAGUAGCCUUCCCAAGGACUCCUUUCUUCAAACAAUAUAAAACGUUUACAAACAUGACAAAACUUAGCAAUAUCAAAGCUACAGGGCGGAGUUCAUCUUCCUCCUCUCAUCACUGUCAAGCUGGCAAACUUAUGUUUGUCUCAGCCUCUUCCCGAAGUCCACACACAAAAAAAAAUUGUCCUUUCAUUGUAACUUAGGAAGAAAAUGACAUCUUAGUCUUAAAAAUCAGUUACAUUCGAAUAUCUAAACCAAGAUAGCAAAAAUAAGUGACCUUGGUCUGGAGACAAACUUCCCAUGUCACGAGCAAAGCAAACUUGAUUUUCCGAGUUAAGUUGGUAAGGGGAGAGAAAUCCCUAAGUAGGGCAAGGCCCAUGGGCCUGGCUUCUGGGGAGCUUUUCGCUUUGCCGCAUUGGGCCAGUAGAUGGCAGCAGAUUUUCAUCACAUGGGGAACCAUUGUGAAACCCUUCCCCCACCUGGGCUACAGUCAUCUCUAAUUUAGAACAUUUGGAGAAUUCCUUCCUUUUUUUUUUUUUUUUUUUUCUUUCUUUUCUUUCUUUCUUUUUUUUUUAACUGUUAAUCCAGGAGAGGGAGUCCUUUGCCAACCGAUGAAUAACAAUGUCUGUCCGGACACUCUCCCGCUAAUGGUGUCAUGCAGGGCCCCCAGCGAACAUUGCCAUUUUUCUGGGGCCUCCAGGGAGGGUGAAGAAAGGGGUGCCCUUAUUUACUGGGAAAAUCACGUCAAGGCGCCCGUUUCCUUAGAUCCGGGUCUAAGCCACGUGUGUAUACUUGUUGAAAUCCUUUGUGUGUCAUAGGGAAAAGUUUCCUUUACUCCCCGGACAACGUCACACACCCAAGUCCAGCAUGAUAUUCUUAAUGUGAUUUUAAACAACGUGGAUCAGGAAAGAUGCUAAUUGCCGGGUUUUCAUUGCAUUUGCUUUGCUUUUAUUUGUUUUUCUAUGAACAGUUAGAGAACCAAUUUUUUUCCAAAGGUGAUUGUAAGUCAUAUUUUAUAUAGCAUUUUGCUUGAUUAUUUGCUCUGUACUGAAUUUGUACGCUGUUGCCAUUAGAUCUUACAAUAAUGUUCCACUCUGCAAAUUUUUAAGGUUCAAAUAAAGUUUAAUUGUUUGCAAACUGU
This is a messenger RNA of Sarcophilus harrisii (Tasmanian devil), 3808 nucleotides long. RefSeq names its product src kinase associated phosphoprotein 2 (gene SKAP2). The record is from RefSeq and is a predicted model, not a curated record. NCBI's taxonomy places the organism in Eukaryota, Metazoa, Chordata, Mammalia, Dasyuromorphia, Dasyuridae. The transcript is spliced from 13 exons. Gene Ontology annotation, molecular function: protein binding. Gene Ontology annotation, cellular component: plasma membrane; cytoplasm. Bases 440 to 1513 code for a protein of 357 amino acids.